This is a messenger RNA of Rotaria sp. Silwood1, 5272 nucleotides long. NCBI's taxonomy places the organism in Eukaryota, Metazoa, Rotifera, Eurotatoria, Philodinida, Philodinidae. The record is from the annotation of a GenBank genome assembly.
AGGACACCAGGACGGCGGCAUUGUCCUGUCCUGUUUCCAUCUCUGAUAACUAUAUAUACACCAUAAGUUCGUCAAAUACACAACAUGGAACAGACAAAUAUUACUUGAUAAUUUAAAUUUGAGUAAAAAGAAAUAGGAUGUAGGUGUCAGUAUCAGUAAGACUCUUGGUAUCGGAGUAAGAUAUACCCCUGCUCAGGCUCACACCUUACACUCACAUCUACCCACAAAGAUGCACACAAUGCAGUAGGGGGAGAUGCGAGUGUGGGUACAGAUUUUUCUCGAAAUUUAUCGACACCAAAGUUGCAUCUUGCUCUAAGUGAUUAUACCAUGUUUUUCUACCUUUUCCUCCUUGAAGUGUAAGAUCUGACUGUGGCUGUAGCAAGAGAUCUGGAUAUGAAUCCGUGCACGAUUUUCAUUUUCCUUACACCCACAUCUACACUCUCGUUCGUUAACCUCUUAAACUAUUGGAUGAGCCUAUUCAUUUUUCCCAUGAGAUCCUUCAUUCAUUUUGUUCAUUCAUAACAAACGGCAGAAGUAUACAAUGACCAUUCAUACAGAUCUUAUGAGAAAAUAGCUAGCCAUAUUCAAUAUGAAUCAAUAAAAUGUUGUCCUUCUUGAUUUAUCGAAUGAAAUACUAUUCAUCAUUUUGAAAAAGCCUUAGCAAUAUCGAUGUUCUUUGGAUAUUGAUUAUUACCGAGGGUAUGGGUGAGUAAGAAAAUAAAACAUACACACCCACACCCUCAAGAUCUAUUGUUUGACGUGAUUCUGAAAUAGGUGGAGACUGAUAACCAAUUCCUUCUUCAUAAAUAAUUUCAUUUGGUUUGAUGACUAUUAUUGCAACACCAGGAAUAUAAGUAUCACCAAGAAGGGAUUGGAUCAAUGCUUUCGUUAGAGAAAAUUUAAAUUGAUGAUCUUCUGCUUUUAUUAAAGUAAUGAUCAUGAGAAACCAAAAUAUCUCAAUGUUGUUUUGAUUCUUUUUCGUUAAAUAUCAUUUAAAUCUCCUUAGAAUGCAUAUACGAACAACACAAAGAAUUAGUCAUACAAUAGAUAUAAAAUGCUUUUAUCUGUGCCCUUGACUUGACCCAUUUUUUUCCUUCUCAUUCAAAAAAUGUUGACGACUAAGUCAUAUAAAGUGUAUGAACAUGUUUUUAUCUAAAAUGAAGCUUUAUUUUAUUACAUAUUUCUUUUAGUUUUGAUAUACUAGUACUACCACAUAUGAUAUUCAUCGAUGAUGUCUAAAUAACGUCCUACACUCUAAAUAAAAAUCGUUUUCUGGGAAACCCAGAAAAAUAGGUUUCCGAACGUUCGGAAACCCAAAUAGGUUUCCAGACUGACUUCGGAAACCUGAAUACGUUUCCGGACUGAUCUCGAAUACCUUUAAUAGGUUCGUGGAAGGAAAAAAUAGGUUUCCGACUUUCGGAAACCUUAAAAGCGUUUCAUAUAGUGACAAACCCGGAAACGCUGAAGGGUUUCCGGAGAAAGCGAUCCGUUUCCAAAAAUUCGGAAACCCUGAAGGGUUUCCGGGUUUGUCACUAUAUGAAACGCUUUUAAGGUUUCCGACUUUCGGAAACCUAUUUUUUCCUUCCAAGAACCUAUUAAAGGUAUCCGAGAUCAGUCCGGAAACGUAUUCAGGUUUCCGGAGUCAGUCUGGAAACCUAUUUGGGUUUCCGAACGUUCGGAAACCUAUUUUCCUGGGUUUCCCAGAAAACGAUUUUUAUUUAGAGUGUAGUCAACCUUGAUGUACAAUUAUGCAUCGUAUUUUCAAGUCUACAUUGAUUUAAAGUUAUUUAAUAAGUAUCAAUCUAUGAAAAUAAGAUAAUUCAAAAUCAGUAUCAAAUACAAUGACGCACAUGUUAAUUAUUGAUAAAGAUUAUCUGAAUUACAGAGUUUAUUGCAGUUGUAUAUAUUUAUCUACAAAUGCAAGUUUCUUUUUGCAACCUAAGUGAUUAUUUUUUUCCUUUGAACUAAACCUAUAUGAUUAAGUUGACAUAGUUUCGUUUCAGUUACUUUUUCGUUGAAGUUCUAUAAAAAGAAAAACAAAUAUCUGUAAAAGAAAAUUUCAUGACAGUUAUCUUUAGAUCUAUCACUGUUCAUGAAUUUUCGCAAAGCAAAUAUUUUUAUUUUGUGCAAUCAAGAAUGAUAUAUUUGGAAUGUUUUUAACUAUGUAAUAGGGGAAUAUUGGAUGAUUGAUGAAAAUUAAAACAUUUCAAUAGAUCUUAGAAUGGGUCAAAUGUUAUCAAUUAUUUUUUUUUAUUAUUCUGCAGAACUGAAGACACUAGAUGAUUGAUAAAAUUUCAAACAGAAGUAGAUUUUAAAAUUAUCUAAAUGCGUUUGAUGAUUGUGUUUCAGCGAAGGGACAUGAGAACAAAAUAGAUCAAGCAAUAAAUUUCCUUUUCAUUUUUAUUUACUUUCUCUGAUAUCUCACUUUGUUAAACUUCCACUAAUGUUCACCAAAGACGACAUUUAUUUCCACAAAAUUGAAAUCGAUCCUUUAUACUAAACCGCAUUUUCAACAACAAUUCUUUGCUGAUAAGAAUUAGUGAUAGGAUCGGUUCAUGUUUUUUUGGAACCAAAUCGACUUGAAUCGAUUUGGAGAUCAAAGAGAGAAAGAGGGUUUAAAAGCUGUAUUGUUUUUUCUAAAAAUAUGCCUCUAAAAACCUUCAUCGAUUAUGGGGUGUGGGUAUGAGUUUGGGUGUUAGUGUAAGUAUUGUUCGACAAAACACUCAGACUCACACACAACCACACCCGAACGUGUUCUGUGGCCGUUUUCCUCGACAUAUAUUACUCAGCAUUGAAAGAUUAUAAUUUCUACAUUCAUCUGCUUAGUCACCAAUGAAAUUAUCAGUAUAUGAAUGAUUAUUCAUUAACUUUAAAAAUAACAUUAUUUCCAAAUGAUUUUAUUCCACUCGCUUAUAAAUCUCGGUUUUGUUUAAAAUAUAUAAAAAUUGAGUGUUUGCCAAAAAACCAUAUCCAUCAUUCUUUUAUUCAAAGCUAAAAAUAUUAAUAAAAGAUGUCGCACAACAAAAAAGUGAAAGAUUUAUAGAAAAUCUUUCUUCAAAAAAACACGAUUUUCUAAUGAUUAGUUUAAAACCAUAUUUAUCAUUCUUUUGCAUUAUUCCCACUCUGAUUACAUUUUCGUGUGGGACUUUGUAUGUGUCAGUUAUUUUCUCUCAUGUCUUUCCUAUUGCAUCACACUCUUUUGUCAAGUAUAUGUUAACAACAGAACGAAAAAAUUUCACAAUGAAAUGACAUUUACGUGUGUGCUCUGGUUUAUUCUCAUGUUACGACAUUACAAAACUAUAUAAAAGACGGCUACUACUGUGACAGGAAACAAUUUUUGUCUUAAAAGUGACUCGAAGUAAAAAAAGAUGUUAAGUGUAAACUACACAACAAUGGGAUUCACAACGGAUCUUCGCAUAUGUAGUCAACGUCAUCAACAAAAUAAACACAUCGCUCGAAAGAAAAAGAAUCAAAGGUUUCUGCUAUCCCAUUUACAUUUAGGUAUGAUAUAGAGUACAUUUACAAGAUUUUCAAAAAUCAUGAAACAUAGUGUAAAAAACAUCGAGUAAAACAUAUGUUGCUAAUUAAAAGAUUUAUUUGAAACAUAGACCUAUAUUAAGAGUGAUGUCAAAAUUAAUCACUAGAUAGAGAUAUGAAUAUUUUAGAAUUUGUAACUUUUAUGGUAUUGUAAUGCCUAUCAAAUACGAUUGAGGUUAUCGAUCUGAUGAACAUUCCCUUUCUUUAUAUAUAUUGAAGUGUUAUAAUUUGUAAGACUAUAUAUUCAAUAAUAUUUUCUGUUUGUUUAGGUAUAACAAAUAAAACUCGAUCGGCUAGAUCUUGGAUAAGAGAUCAAUUAAUUGAUUUCAAAAAUGAUAACGUUGAAGAAAACACUAAUUGUUACGAUGAUAUAUAUUUAGAACACAGUUUAGAACAGAUAGACAUAGAAACUUAUAUCAAAGCACAAUGGAAUGAAAUCUUUGAAGCUAUCAAUAAUGAUAAUGCUGAUCUUCUCGACUAUCUUAUACCACCAGUUAAUAUUUAUAAUUCUAAGGAAAAAUAUUGGUCCAAUGAAAAAUAUUAUCAAUAUUGUGAAGAUUCUAACAUCCUUUUAUACGCUAUUCGUGAUGGACGUAUAAAUUGUAUUCGAGUUUUAUUGGACAAGGUUUAUUCCGGUGAUGUUAAUCCAGAUAUAUUACAAGGUAAUUGUUGGUUCGGUGAAACGCCACUAUCGCGGGCAUGUGAACGUAGUGAUAUGAAUCUUGUUCGAGAACUUGUUGAACGUGCUCAUGUUGAUAUUAAUCAAGGUGCUUUGUUAGGAAUCGCUGUUAGAAAAGAUCAUCAAACACUAGUCGAAUAUUUAUUGACUCAAGGAUGUAAUUAUCAGAAUACAUAUGACCAAUUUAUAUUGCAUGAUGCGUCUGCUCGUGGUCAUUCUGAAAUUGUUAAAAUCCUUUUAAAAUAUGGUGCUGAUCCCAAUACAUUAAAUUAUUCUGGUUGGACUCCUCUUGAUUAUGCUAUAGAUCAGAGAAAUUUUGAUGUUGCUGAAAUUCUCAUAUCUUAUUCACAUGGUAAUAUCAAAGAAAAUGGUAAUCAUUUUACACCAUUGAUGAUAGCAGUACAUUAUGAUUUAAGAUCGAUUGUUGAAUUACUUUUUAAACUAUUACCAAUUGAUCGAGCUGCUGAUGAUCUAUUACGAUUAGCUUGUCGAUAUACAAUCGAUCUUAACAUGUUAAAUCAUGAUAUGGCCUUAUAUUUUUUUGUACAGGGGUUAAAUGGAAAACAAACAUCGAACAAUUCUAUUAUUAAUGAAGUUUAUGAAUUUCGACAAGAAUGUCAAACAUUAAAUCAAUUAGAAAGUAUACAAGAGGAUGAAAAUGCUAUGAGAAUGCAUGCUUUACUUGUUAAUGAACGAAUUUUUCUUCAACGUCAAGAUCAUUCUAGUUAUAUUGAUUUAAUUGAGAAACAAUGUAAUUAUUAUUGUGAUCAACAUUUAUACUAUCGUAGUCUUCAAUUACGUUUGCACGCAUAUCAAUUGAUGAUUCGAGUUCAGAAUGAUUGUCCAGAAGCACGAAAAUUAUAUGAAAAUAGUUUGAAUAGAUUAGUUGACAAUUUACAGAGUAUAUUAAUACAAGAUGGUCUAGUGCCUAUUGACUCCUUAGUUAUUAUAUUCAAUUUGAUUUUUGAACAAUAUGUGCCAGCAAUGAAAUUCAGUCAAAUGAAUCUUCUGAUUAUCAUAAGUUUUGUAAGUACAUACAAUUACACUCAAUGCUGA